AAAUGCCUGAGCCUGGCCAGGCGCCCAUCCCUACGCCUGCCAGAGCAGCUGCGGCCUCGGCAAGGUCCGGCUGUCCGCGCUGCCUGGGCACCAGCUCGCCGGGCGCUGCCGAGGCCUCGUUAGGAGCCCGAGAUGGCGGCGGCGGGAGCAGAGAGCGCGGCGGGGUCAGGCACCCCCGCGCCGCGCCGCGAGUGCAAGAUGGCGGCGGCGGGUCAGCCCUGUGGGACGGCGCCGGCCGGGGAGGGGCGGGGGCAGGCAGGGUUUCCAUAGCGGCGGCCGCCGGUGUCACACCGGGGCACUUCCUGGUUGGAGGCUGCCGGUCCCGGGCCAGCAAGCGGGGAAGUGCCGCUGGGGAUCAGGCGGCGGACGGAGGCCCCGGAAGGAGGUGGAAAGCGAGCAAAGGACAUGUAUACCUCUGAGAAACCUUCUCCAACAAGAUACCUUGCUUCAAGACCUCUCUUGGAUUAUAUGCAGAGAAGUUUCCAGUCAUGAGUGCAGAUGCUGAGCAAGAUGCUGCUAUCAAACUUGCCCAAGAACGAGCAGAGAUCGUUGCCAAGUAUGACAGAGGCCGGGAGGGUGCACAGAUUGAGCCGUGGGAAGACGCCGACUAUCGUCUCUAUAAAGUCACUGAUAGAUUUGGGUUUCUACAUCCAGAGGAGCUUCCUGUCCACGAUGCAGCAAUAGACAAGCAAAAGCACCUUGAAAUUGAAAGAACUACAAAAUGGCUUAAGAUGCUGAAAAGCUGGGAAAAAUACAAGAACAGUGAAAAGUUUCAUAGAAGAAUUUAUAAAGGAAUUCCACUGCAGUUCAGAGGGCAAGUCUGGUCUUUACUACUUGAUGUCCCUAAAAUGAAAGAAGAAAUGAAAGACUUUUAUACUAAACUGAAGUGUCAAGCACGGGGGUCUUCGCCAGACAUCAGGCAAAUAGAUCUCGAUGUGAAUCGAACAUACAGAGAUCACAUCAUGUUUCGAGACAGAUAUGGUGUGAAGCAACAAUCUCUGUUCCACGUUUUAGCUGCAUAUUCCAUAUAUAAUACGGAAGUUGGAUACUGUCAGGGAAUGAGCCAGAUCACAGCAUUACUCCUUAUGUACAUGAAUGAAGAAGAUGCCUUCUGGGCCUUGGUGAAGCUUCUCUCUGGUCCAAAGCAUGCUAUGCAUGGUUUUUUUAUUCCUGGUUUUCCAAAACUGCUGAGGUUUCAAGAACAUCACGACAAAAUACUGAAAAAAUUUUUGUCCAAACUUAAGCAGCAUUUGGACUCCCAGGAUAUGUCCACAAGUUUUUACACAACAAAGUGGUUUUUCCAGUGUUUCCUUGAUCGUACUCCCUUUACAUUAAGUCUCAGGAUAUGGGAUAUCUACAUACUUGAAGGAGAGAGGAUUCUCACUGCUAUGUCUUACACAAUUCUGAAGCUACACAGAAAGCAUCUGAUGAAAUUACAAAAUGGAAGAACUUGUAGAAUUUCCUGCAGGAGGUCCUUUAGCCAAAGAUUUAUCUAUGAAGAUGAUUUCGUAAUAGACCAGCUCCAAAAUUCUGUAUCAGAAUUGAAACGUGCAAAGCUGGAUUUGCCUGCAGCUGGUAAAGAAGAUGAAUUUCCAAAGAAACCACUGGGGCAGAUUCCAUCAGAACCUCAGCCUGCUAUGGUUAACUCCACUCCAAUGCUUAAUGGACAGAACAGCACUGGUACACAACCAACAAAGAAGACAGAGAGGAUACCAUCCUCAGGUGAAGAACCAGAAAGCUCACCAAAUAACCUAAAAAGAAUCAACUCACUGGAAAAGAAACCUUCCUUAAAGCAGCAGAAGACUCGACCAAUGGAGACACAAAGUAGUAUACCUAAGAAUGAGGUAGAUACAAGAAGAAAGCCUCUGCUAACAGAGCAAGACAACUUGAAACACUAUAAUAAUGCAGCUGCUAAUCAGAAUUCUAAUGCUACUUCAAAUACAAGAAGGGAAUUUGUACCUAAGUGGAAUAAACCAUCCGAUACCAGAAUAAUUGAAAAGACAAUGAAAUUUACUGCAGAGGCCAAAGGAAGGCAAAUAAACCAUGCAGUUUCAGGCCCACCAAGUCCUGGAGAAACUCAGCCUUUGAAUGUAAAACACAAGAUGAGGGUUAUGGAUGCUGACGAAGGUAAGCGAGGGUCUAAUGCAUCUCAAUAUGACAAUGUUCCAGAAGCUGAAAGUGAGAGUCUUGUUGAGGAGAUGCUUGAGAGAGCUCAUCCACAGAGCCCUAGGCAUGUAACAUUUUCUAACAGUCCAAGAAAGCAAACUGAAAAGAUACCAGCUCCAUUAAAAAUACCCAAUAAUUAUACCUUCACUUCACAACCUAGAUCUCCAAAAUAUUCAUCAGAACCUGAGGGACCAUCUCAUGGAUUGAAUGUAAAACAGCCACUGCCAUGUUACAGUAAUCCACCUACUUACCAUGGAAAUUCCCCAAAGCAUGUCUCCAGUAUAGGCAAUGCAAGUUCUGUUCCUCUGCAUUAUCAUGGGAAUCGAAGCAGCCCUGCUGCUAGGCCAUAUGGUUCUUUUAUCUCAGUAGAUUAUUCUCCAGAUAAGCUACAAAUGAAUUCCUACCCUCCCAGUCGCCAAAAUCCUCUUUCGCCUGCCCCUGGUCAGAUUGAAGUAGCCUCUGCUGAUGCUUAUGCCAGCAACUCAAGGUCCCCCACAGGUGUCAAAUUCAUAAUCCCUCCGGUGGAUUAUUUACCAGAAGAAAGAAAGUGGCCAGACACUGCAUAUAUCUACCGACAUGAACCCUACAGGCAACCCUGGAACCAAGAUGUUAACAGAGGCCACUUGGAUAAUUUCCAGAAGUAUCAGCAUUUUCAGCCAACACCUUUUCAAGACCAUAGUCUUCCCUCUGUUUCUGUGGAUAGUCCAAUAAGAUGCAGGACUUCACCAACCUUUGAAGAGCAUGGGUCACCACAGUACCAGUACUCAACCCCAUCAGCACAAGCCCAGCACUACCGAAGCAGAAAUGAUGGACUGUCUGUGCAUGAAUCUGUGUUUCUCUGAGGACCUCUCUGUUCUUCAGAAAAUGGCAGGACCCAAACCCAGUUGAAUGUCGCUGUUAGUAGUAGUCCACCACAGUUCCUCUGUGACAUGCAGACAGUUCAAGAGUCUCAAAAGUGACAACACUAUUUCAGAGAUGUGUCAGGCUUUGAUAGAAGGCUGGCUGAGUUCUGAGCCUUGCAUUGAAGCUUCUGGAAGUGAUCUGAUGCACAUAGACAUAGCAAUAAGACCAUAGAGACCGUGUGGUUAAUACUGUCAUUGUUCCUUGCAUUAAAGUAACUUGUGUUACAAUCCUUCUGCCUAAAACCUGUAACACAGUGACCAGUUUUACGUUGACUGACAUCCUUAAUGCACUGUACAGAUGUGUGUGUGCGCUCACAGUACACAAACACGUAUGGAAAAGAGCUAAAGGGUUUAAAUGUAACUGCAUUUAACUUUGGGCAAAGCUUGUGAAGUACUUCUAUUUCAUAUUAAUUUUUCUUUGUAAUUUAUUUGAGAAGCCAUUCAUUUUGAAUGGCAAUUUCUGUUGUUUUUAUACAGCUGCCUCAGCAUCCCAAUAUCUGUUCUGGGCAGGAGAGGUGCUUUGGGAUUGUUAAUUUAAUCUUAAUGUGAGAGUUAGUUUCCUCUCCUUUGACUACUGUUUGUCAUUUUCCUCAGCAAGAAGGAGCAGGCAGGUGAAAGCAGAAAGCCAAAAAUGUCUCUCUAAUCUGGCUAAGAAAUGGUGCUUAAAAUUCAGGACAGUGUUUGGGGUUUUUAGGUGCAUUGAAAGCAAAGAAUCUUUCCUUUCUCACCCAAAUCUACCUUCAGCAUGUCGUCCUAUAUGCAAAAUACUGGAGCAGAGUAAGAGUGCUGCCAGAUGCAGAAAUGGUGCUGCACCCUUCACUUUUUGCCGUGCUGUGCUGUGCUGUCAAGCUCAGCAAACCAUUUUCAGGGCCAAAUCUCACAAGUAUCAGAGAAUGACCAAGCUCCUUGACAUUCCUGUGAAGUACGUGUGGGAGGCUGAGAUUUGGUCAAAGCUUGAUGUUCCCUGAGCUGUGUGAGUAUGCAGUGUCCCUUCUCAUCACCUUUGUCCUGUCAAUUCCAUUUUGUCUUGCCCAUUUUUUUUACCCCAAAGAGCUGAUGGGCUCAUGUCUGUGAUUGGGCAUGUGCUGCUGAGCUGUCAGGCUGCCGAGAGACUGUGUGGUGUUUUACACUAAAAUGAUCUUGACUGUUCAUAGGGAGCUUAAAUGCCUGGCAAUGUAAGUAUUUUUAAUUAGCGUUUGCAGUCUUUUCUCCUUUGGUUGUUUUCUUUCCUUGACUGUGAAAUAGGAUGGGGAAAAAAGGCAUGUUAAGUGGCACGUGUAGGAUGCAGCCCUGUGAGCUGCUGGAUGCCGCGUGGGAAGUGCUGAGUUCAGUGCCCUCCCGUUGGAACUAGUGGGAGCUGGGACAGAAGAGGUCCUUGGGAGUGCUUAACAGAGGGAUUUUUCUAGUACCAAACAUUGGGACCGACACCAGUUUCAGAUGUUCUGGGAGGUUGUCCUGUUAGCUUUUGUUUUGUAUGUUUUGUUAACAAAAAGAUAGAAAUGGAUUUUUUAAUUAUUAUUCCUUUCAAGAAUGAGCUUUAGUGCCUAUUGUUGCUGCAGAUUGGCUCUGUAAGUUUAAAGGUACAGAAGUAAAACAGUUUUUACAAAUGGAAGUAACAUUUACUUAGCAUAUUUCAAAACCUCUUCUUUUUUUUUUUUCAUUUUCAUGUGUGUGUAUAUAAUGUGUCUGAUGUAAUUUUUCAUGAACUGGGCAGUUUUAUAUAUUAAAAAUUUGCAAACUGCAGCAAAGUAAUAGUAGCAAAGCUCUACACAGAACCUCUGAACUAAAAUUGUGAAGAUAAAUACGACUUGGGCUUACCUUAGUUCUAAUUGGUUGCAGCAGCUUAGAAAUGUAUGUAUAUAAUAUUGUGGCUCGGUGUAAUAAUCUGUGUUCUGUAAUUCAUAACAAAGCUGUACAAUUUAUUUGUGCAAGCAACACAAGGCUCCAGAAUAUCUAUCAGCAUUAGUAAAUACUGUAGAUUUUUAUAUAUAAAAUAUAUGCACACUAUUUUCUUAUGUCAUCUGCAGCAGUUUUAUAACUGUGUAUCCUAUUUUGAUGUGACCGUAUUUUUAACAUGUUCAAAUAAUAAUUAAGCUUCCAUUGGUUUGUCUUUAUUCCUAUUGGAUUAGCACAAAACUGGAGUUUGGCUCUCCUCAGGACAACUAAUUGCUUUUCAUAAAAGAAUCAUAUCUGUGCAUAUGUAUGUUUACAUUUUUGAUGUAUGUCCUAUUGAAUUUUCCACGUUGUUUGUUUUUAGGCUAAGCAAUACGGAGACAGUUAUUACAAAGGCAGCGAGAUCAUCGCUUCUGGUUUACUGUACUGUUAAGCCUCAACCUAGCCUUUGCAAAAGCUAAGAGUAUAAACUAUGGUCAUAAUUUUCUGGUUUCCUUCUAAUAAUUUCACCCAAUACUUCCUUCUAA
Pogoniulus pusillus (Red-fronted tinkerbird) is the source of this 5488-nucleotide messenger RNA. It is a transcript of the gene USP6NL, whose product is annotated as USP6 N-terminal like. The transcript has 15 exons. The coding region runs from base 489 to 3008 and encodes 839 amino acids. Lineage: Eukaryota; Metazoa; Chordata; Aves; Piciformes; Lybiidae. The record is from RefSeq and is a predicted model, not a curated record.